AUGGCGUCUCCAUUCUUGGGAGUGUAUACUGCUAGUUACGCGUACACUCCCCAGGGAGAAGGGGAGUUGGCCCUAGAAGAAGGUGACCUUCUCUAUGUCCUGGAGAGAUCUGACGAUGAUUGGUGGAAAGUAAAGAAGAAGGUCAACAACUCUGAUGAUGAUGAGCCCGUCGGCCUUGUGCCUGCCACUUAUAUUGAGGAGACCAAACCUGUCGGGAAAUACAAGGCGCUAUACGAAUAUGCUCGACAAACAGAGGAAGAGAUAUCCUUCGACGAGGAUGUAAUUCUGGAUGUAUAUGACGCUACGGAUCCAGACUGGUGUCUCGUGGGUCGUAAUGGUGAAUAUGGGUUCGCUCCGGCAAACUACAUCGAGAAGCUAGAGGGACACGAUGCGGACGAUGCACAUGGUGUAGAAGAUACCGCGCCAUCACCUGCAUCUGAGCACGCCCCGGUAGCUGCAGCAGCUGCAAUAGUUAAGCAUGUUGCGUUUUCCGCUCCCCCAAGAGAGGAUUCACCACCACCCCCUACUCCUCCUAGACCUGUAUCAGAAGAUUCACGCCCUCGCGAGCUUCCUUCUGCCAAUCUUGCCAGUAUUAUGCAGCAUAGGCCAAAUCAACACUCCGUAUCUUCUAACAGAUCCCCUUUGGCUUCACCAACACUGGCGGCACCGCCGCGAGAGUCAGCUUCCGAGCGACAUCAUGACCGCGGCUCGGGACGUAGAUCGAAGCCAGCGCCUACCUUUGCGCAUUCGGAUUCUGAAUCCGAUGGACCCUCGCUUCCCAUCCGGCGUCCCGGUCAGCCCAGAUAUACAGGGGAGAAUACACAUAGCGCUGAUGACACAUAUGCAAUUCCUCCAGGAUUCCAGACAUAUCCAGUUCAAGAGGUUGAUGAGAAGAAGAAGAAGCGAGCUGCCACAUUUGGAAUCGGGGCUACUCGUGUUAUUCUCUUGCCCGAUAAGAGCAGCCGUCCAAGAGAGGAGUGGUCUGUACAGCACCUUAAGGGUUAUAACUCAGAAGGAAAACAUGUUUUUAUCGAUUUGGAACAACCAACUCGCAAUUUAGAUCUCCAUGCUGGUUCUAAAGAUGCAGCAGAGGAUAUUAUCAAUGCACUUUCAGAAAUUCGAGGCGCGUAUAAACAGGCCGGCCUCGAUGAAGUCGUCGCAGCGGCGACAGGUGGAAGGAAGAAAGACAUCGGAACUAUUCUUUAUGAUUUUCAGGCAAAGGGUGAUGACGAAGUUUCGGUAAUUGUUGGCGAUGAAGUUAUUAUCAUUGACGCUACUAGCGAGGAAUGGUGGCUAGUCGAGCGGAGAGUUAACGGGGAACGAGGGGUAGUACCAGCUAGUUACAUCGAAAGGGGAAGAAACACGGCUAUCACCCCGGGGAUCAUGGCCUCUCCAGCCGACCCUCGAGAUAGAGUUAGGUCGCAGCACUCAAGCAGUGGGAAUGGAGGACGAAGUACUGGGAUACCUACUAGGACGAGCAGUUUGGCCGGAAACCAACACAGGCCAGAAGGCAGGAGGAGUAGGCCAGACAGUACCACAGUCUCUGAUAGGACACAAGCCACGUCCGGAAAACAGAAGCCAGAUAGUUCUCAGGUCCGCCAGUGGACCGAUCGCACAGGGAACUUUAAAGUUGAGGCGCAAUUUAUUGGAUACAACGAUGGCAAGAUAAACCUUCACAAAAGUAAUGGAGUUAAAAUUGCAGUACCUGUGGGUAAGAUGUCACUAGAAGAUUUAGAAUAUGUGGAAAGAAAAACCGGCAUCUCUUUGGAUGAGGUUAAACCCGUGAGUGCCUUCACGGCGAAGAAUCGGAAGCCACAAACUGGUAUUAGUUUUGAGACAAGUAAAUCUGCGCCAGCAUCAUCCGCAUCGCCUUCGCUUCCAUCUUCUACUUCCCCAACGAAACAAACAAACGGAGGCUACGACUGGUUUGAAUUCUUCCUGAGUUGUGGUGUGGAUGUAAACAAUGUUCAGCGGUACGCAACGGCCUUCGAAAGGGAUAGUAUGGACGAAUCAGUUUUGGAAGACAUCCAGCCGGAAGUCAUGAGAAUGCUUGGGCUGAAAGAGGGUGAUAUUUUACGGGUAAACAAAAAGCUGGAUGAGAAGUAUGGAAGAAAAAAGAAGAGUGUCGCACACUUUGACGAAGACAGGGAAGAGGGCACAGGAUUGUUUUCAGGCCCUGGUGGUGCCUUGAAGAAUAAUACACGAAAAGGAAGACCAGCCCCGGCGGUGCAGACACCAGGUUCGGUGGACCCGGAAGCUUUCAAACAAAAGAGCGAUUCAAAAUCACCAAGGGCCUCUCCGGCACCUGCUUCUCAGACCCCACCUCCUGCUCAACCUGCUGAAAAGGUGGCUGGUGGUUUUGAUGAUGACGCAUGGGCACCAAAGCCGACUACUUUGAAGCCAGAAUCACCCGCACCUCCUCCACAGCCCCCUCGUGUAGCCUCCCCAGCAACGCAGCCAGCCCCUGUACAACAACCAGCGCCUACUGGGGCCAUGGGCGACUUGCUAUCAUUGACUACCCCUCCAUUACAACCAACUAUCGCAAGUCCUCCUCCUCAACCUGUUCCUGUUCAGCCUGCCCCUGUUCAACCCACCCCACAAAUCCAACAGCCUCCAGUAACGCAACCUCCCCCGUCAUUUAUGACUAGCCAGGCCACUGGGAUCAAUUAUGGAGCUGGUAACAUUCCAUUGGCUCCCCCCAUCCCCAACCAGUUUGGAAACCAGUUCACGGGAAUCAAUCAGCCCCAGAACCAGUACACAAUGGGAAGGCAACGACCUAUGGCACCAACUAUGACAGGCACAAGCGGGUUAUCAAUACCCCCUCCUCCGCAAAGGCCAGGAUCGGCGCCCCAGAACUUCACCCCUGGCAUGACCUUGCCUCCACUCACACCCUCGUUCACGGGUCAGCCUGGUAUGGUGUCCAGUUACGGACAAAUGGGAGCACAGCCAAUGCAAUUCCAAAACAUGGGCAUGACGGCCCCUAUGGCAAUGCAAUCUACGGGGCAAAUGUACCAGAACAUGAACAAUGGCAUGAUACCUCAAAACACAGGAAUGCCAUACAUGAAUAUGGUCAGUCAUGCCACAGGCGGGAUUCAGCAGCCUAUGCCACAUAAUCCAUUACAAGCCCCACUCAUCAAUCAACCAACGGGACAAUUGCAGAGCUUCGGCCAACAGCAACAACUUGGCUAUAUGUCUGCGCAGCCUACUAUGAACACUGGAAGAGGCAUGAGCGUUAAUUCACUCUUGCCACCGCCAUUGGUACCCAAUGCAACUGGUGCUCAACAAUUUACAGGGGCUAGGCCCCUAGUUGCACAACCAACAGGACCUCCGCCUAAUGUGAAAUUCGGGGUUAAUUCAGCGAAAAAGCUAGUGCCACAACCGACAGGAAGGGCAGAUUUGACUAAAGCUACUCCGGACAACCCAUUCGGAUUUUAA
Messenger RNA from Morchella importuna, 3435 nucleotides. RefSeq lists its product as uncharacterized. Lineage: Eukaryota; Fungi; Ascomycota; Pezizomycetes; Pezizales; Morchellaceae. The coding region runs from base 1 to 3435 and encodes 1144 amino acids. Gene Ontology annotation, molecular function: ubiquitin binding; identical protein binding; protein-macromolecule adaptor activity. The transcript has 4 exons. The record is from RefSeq and is a predicted model, not a curated record.